GUUUGAAAUAAAAAAGAUUAAUAGAUUAUUUCAUAAAUUAUAUACCUAUCAAAUAUUAUAACAAACUGCAUCUAUAUUUAUGAUUUGUAUCUAAAGGUACAUAAUACACCUAAAGGUUUUUCCGGAUAUCUAAAAUAUUUUCAAUACAUGCAAGUUGAGAAUUCAACUACAAUGAUCCAAUUUCUUACUGAUAAACCCUUAGCGUACUACAAAAAAUCUUCCAUGAUAAAUUCAAAUGGUUUUUGUGAACAAUGUAAAUCAAAGUCAAAAAAAGUGAACUGUUAUGAAUGCAAAAAAGGCUAUUGUUCAACAUGCUUCAAAAGCAAACACAGUAAAGGGACUCUGAGGAAACACAAUUGGAAUGCUUUUAAUGAGAAAUCUUCUAAAAUUUCUAGUAUUGAAGAAACCAAUUCAUCAUAUGUUACAGCUAUUGAUUCAUCAUAUGUUACAGUUAUUGAUUCUGAUAAAUCUAACAGUUAUCGAAUGGAAGUUUCUAAUACACCAUCUAAUUCAUUGUUGAAUAGGAACUAUGAUGAAGAAUCAAAUGAAAAAUCUUUUGCUGCAGCAAUAAAUGAAUGGAGACAGUCAAGAGUUUCAAGUGUUACUCGUAAAAGUGUUGCUCAAAGAAGUACUGCUAUUGGUACAAGAGACUACAUAAAUGACUAUAACCUAUUAGAUACAUUCAUGAAUAAUAUGAAGUCUUCGAUAUCUUAUCUUGAUAGAAUUGCAAUCAAAAUGGGAAUGAGAAACUCAAUUCCAAAAAAUUUUAAUCAAAAAGUAAGUAUUGAAGAAGCAGUUGUUGAUGAAAAAUUAAUUACUCCUAAGGAGGAAUCAUUUAUACUAUCGUUUGCUUUUCCUUCACAAGAUUCUUUAUCGUCUAUUUGUUCUUCACAAGAUUCUUUAAUGCAAGAUGGGUUUGAAAUUGAUAUUAGAUCUUGUGAUGAAGAAGACGAAGAAGUUCAAAAUAAACCAAAAAAUUCGGAAAGAAAUCAAAACAAUCCAGAAAUAACUUGCAUGGUUGUUGAAGAAGGUAAUAACCAUUGUUUAAAAAAUUUUAAAUGUGACGAUGUUUUUUUGCCAGCAAAAGAUUCCACUCGAUUAUGGCGUCCUAAACCUAUUUAUGAAGGAUUAGAUAAAUAUUAUUUAUUGGGUAUGCAUGCAUUCGAUGUUUCUAAUCAGUCUGAAAUUAUAGGUUCCUUUGUUAAUCAGACUAAUAUAAUCGGUACACGCAAUUUUUCUAAUCAGACCGAUAUAAUCGGUACACGCGGUUUUUCUAAUCAGAUUAUUAAAACGGGCUCAAAUUAUAUUAUGACAAGUGAAUAUGAAAAAAGAAAGUUUAAAUUUCAUUAUGAUCAAGAAAAGUUUUGGAAUCCUGAAUUGUUUAACAAUUUACACUAAACAUUAGUAAGUUUAAAAGAAAAAGUUUAAAGUUUAUCUUUAUAAAUCGUGAUGGAUUGCAGAUAAAUUAUUUGUUUAAAUAUAUAUUCGUCACUGCAGAGCUUUGUUGUUUAAAGCAGUAAUAAUACAAUAUCUUAUAAA
Molecule: messenger RNA, 1539 nt
Organism: Hydra vulgaris (swiftwater hydra)
Lineage: Eukaryota; Metazoa; Cnidaria; Hydrozoa; Anthoathecata; Hydridae
Source: RefSeq, a predicted model, not a curated record